GUCUCCACCCAGGCAGCAGAAGAAGUAAAAGCGGAAGUGUCUCCUGUCAACAGACCGGUAGUUUCUGUCUGUUCUCUGAUUCUUCCACCUCCUUCAGCUCUCUUUCUCCACAAACCGCCACAGGCUCUCCGUUAACCGCCAUGGCUUCCAGGAAACGGGCCCUCUCCGGUGAUAACGGAGCCCAGAACGGAGCAUCGAGCGGCUCCAAGCAGACCCGGUCAACGGAGCGAAAGAGACACGUCGCUGCCCUGAUCCUGGCCCGGGGAGGCAGUAAGGGGAUCCCGCUGAAGAACAUCAAGAUGCUGGCUGGAGUCCCGCUGAUCGGAUGGGUGCUGCGAGCCGCCGUGGACUCCGAGAUGUUCGACAGUGUUUGGGUGUCGACAGACCACAACGAGAUUGAGAAAGUGGCGAAGUCCUGGGGGGCUAAAGUUCACCGGCGCAGCGCUGAAGUCUCCAGAGAUUCUUCUACGUCUCUGGAAACCAUGCAGGAGUUUGUGAUGCUGAACCCAGAGGUGGACGUGGUCUGCAACAUCCAGGCCACGUCUCCGUGUCUCCACCCGUUCCACCUGAAGGGGGCGCUGGAGAUGAUGAUGCUGCAGGGCUUUGACUCGGUCUUCUCUGUGGUCCGCAGGCACCAGUUCCGCUGGCAGGAGGUCAAGAAGGGAUCCGGUAAGCUGACGGAGCCGUUGAAUCUGGACCCGGCUAAACGUCCUCGGCGUCAGGACUGGGACGGAGAACUGUGUGAGAACGGAUCCUUCUACUUCACCACCAGCAAGCUGAUCAAGGAGGGGAUUCUGCAGGGAGGAAAGGUGUCCUACUAUGAGAUGCUGCCUGAGUACAGCGUGGACAUCGACGUGGACAUCGACUGGCCGGUAGCAGAGCAGAGAGUCCUCAGGUACGGCUACUUUGGUCGGGACACUCCAGAGGUGGUCCGUCUGAUGUUCUGUAACGUCUCUGGAUGUCUGACAGAAGGACGGAUCUUUCUGUCUGUAUCUGGAGAGGACAUGGUCUCCAUCAACACCAAGGACACGGCAGGCAUCCGGAUGCUGCAGAGAGAAGACGUGGAGGUGAUUCUGCUGACCUCCAGUGAGGACCCGGUGACCCGAUCACUGGCCGACAAGCUGGCCACGAGGAUGGGCUGCCAGGUGAUGCAGGUGGGGGCGGAGCCUCUGGAUGACUUGCAGCCAAUCCUGAAGGAGAAGAACCUGGACUGGAAAGACGUGGCGUACAUCGGUAACGGCCAGGCGGACGUCAGGUGUCUGAACCUGGCCGGUUUGAGUGCCGUACCUGGAGACGCUCCGGUCGUCGCCAUCAACGCCGCCAAGUACACCUGCCACGAACGGGGAGGACUGGGAGCCGUGAAGGAGUUCUGUGAACACAUCCUGCUGCAGAAACAGAAGGCAAAGUCUCAGAUGGAGCAGGAACACAUCGACCGAAGCAGCUUCUAAACGCAGCUGAGGAGUGAGUGGCAGCAGCGAAACAACACAGAUUAGUUUGAUCAAGUUUGGUCAUUUACUGAUCUGGGGUCAGAAUAUUUGGACUGUUUUCACUGAUUAACCUCAACAGAAGGUGUUUAGGUCAAAAUAUGCAGAUUCCAACCAAAUCAGAGGAUAAAAACUGGUUUAUUAAAGAGCAAAGUGACUCUAAAUGUAGAUCCAAACCACCAAAAGCAGACUUAGAUAAGCAGAAAGCUGAAGCUCAGCAGUUUGCUGUAUGUUUUCCACAAAAACAGAACACCAAAUUCAACUUAAUUGUCUGAUCAAACUGGUUCUGUGCUCUGACCAACCACCUAUCACAUGUACUGAUAUGAGCCCUGAAAGUUUACCCAGAAUGCACUGCCUAAAAAGACAAACUUCUCCAAAGUGGCUCAAGAAAACCUGUCCAAGCUGACUAAACCUGUGUCCAGAUUUGUCCCAAAUUACUCAAAAUGUGUCAAACAUGACAAACUUCUGAAGAAAUCAUUCAUUUCUUGUCUAAAAUUACUAAAAAAAAAUGUGUCCAAAAUAUCAAAAAGUCUCUGAAAUGACUCAAGUGAAGAGGAGUCUUCAGAAAAUGUACAUAUUGGAAUGUUUUAACUAAAAUAUAUUGAAAAGGACAAUUUUAGGCAGAAACCAGGUUCUCUGUAAGGAACCAGGAAAAGUACUGAUGGAAUUCUGUAGAAUAAUUGUGGUUUGUAUCAGGAAAACAAUCUUUAUUCUAAUAAAAUUCAUAUGUUUCUUAGUUGCUCCCCUGAUUUUUAUGAAUGUUUGAGUUUCCAGACACUUGGUGAAGCUACAGCCGCUUAGCUUACCUUAGCUUAGCUAAGCUUAGCUUAGCAUGAAGUCUUCAAAAAGCCUGUGAAACGAAGCAUCAAUGUUGUUUUUUUUACUUAUUUUUGAUGCAUAUUGCUGCUCCUGAGCUCAGAAACUGCUUCCAGAUGGUCUUUGUUUACUCAUUGAAAUAAUAUUUAAUUAUAACUUUAUUAGUUCAUCUCGAAUCAGUCACAGCUUUAGAGAUGUUUGUUUUUUACUUUAUAAAUUCACGUCUUAUUACAGUCCCAUUGACAGUAUCUCAUGUGUUCAUCACACAUUUAAAAUCGAGAAUAUUAAACUAAAACUUUCCCAAAUCAAAUCUGGUUUCUUCUCAGCUAACUGUUUCCAUUUGUUUCCAGUCUUUAUGCUAAGCUAAGCUAACCAUCCAGGCCUCUAGUAGUCACUGCUCUUUCUGUAUUUCAGCUGCAGUGAUAAACAGGCCUCUAUAUGGAGUUCACAGCUGAAUGAGCAGCAAUAAUCAGCUGUAUUUCUUCUAUUUAUUGAUGGAUUUUAAUGUCCUGCUUUCAUUUCUACCAUCUGAUCUUCUUUUUUCUCCGAAGUGCCUUUUUUUGUUCGAUUGCCUCUUUAUGGGAUUUUUAAUUUCGCUGGUUUAAUUUAAAAGUUGUUUUUGUUGUUUGAAUAAUUUUUAAUGAAGUUGUUCGUUCAAA
Messenger RNA from Acanthochromis polyacanthus (spiny chromis), 2959 nucleotides. It is a transcript of the gene cmasa, whose product is annotated as cytidine monophosphate N-acetylneuraminic acid synthetase a. Gene Ontology annotation, molecular function: N-acylneuraminate cytidylyltransferase activity. The record is from RefSeq and is a predicted model, not a curated record. Lineage: Eukaryota; Metazoa; Chordata; Actinopteri; Pomacentridae. The transcript is spliced from 8 exons. Bases 141 to 1448 code for a protein of 435 amino acids.